Molecule: messenger RNA, 855 nt
Organism: Boleophthalmus pectinirostris (great blue-spotted mudskipper)
Lineage: Eukaryota; Metazoa; Chordata; Actinopteri; Gobiiformes; Gobiidae
Exons: 8
Coding region: 1-855 (284 amino acids)
Source: RefSeq, a predicted model, not a curated record
AUGCCUCCUGGGCGCCUCCCUCAGAAGGUGUUCCAUCGGGAAAAGGUCCCGGGGAAGUCUGGGAGUCCCUGCUUAGACAGGUGCCCCUAUGACCUGGCCCCGUAUAAGUGGAAGAAAAUGGAUGGAUGGCGUGUUCCCAGUUCUCCUGUGCUUCAGUUUGGACCCACUAUCUCCUGCAGCCUGACUCACACUCUGUUCAAGAACAUUCUGCAAAAGAGCAAAGUCUACAGCCGAGACGUGUGCCACGACAUCGCCAACAGACUGGACAACAAAAACCAGCUCAUCAUGCGUCUAGAUACCAGCAUCAGCGAUGACAAACUCAUGAGAAUUGAUGGCACAGCAGUCCUCGGUUAUGAUAAUGUCACCUCUACGCCACUACCUCAGACUCGAUGGGUGAGACCCCCGCAGCCUCCGGUUUCCACUAUUGUGCAGGAAUCGCUCUUAGACAGGGAUGCAGAUUUUUCAAUGAAAGGGGUUGAAAAGUUUUCCAGUGGCAGUAGUGGUGAAGAACAAACUUCUGGACCAUAUAAAAAAGCUAGACCCUCCACCUCCAGAGAUGAACCAGUAGAAGACAUAGAUGAGGAAGAAUUCAACAAUCUCCAAAAUACUAUUAUUGACUGGGAUGACGAAACCUGGACUCCAGAAAUGGAAUCUCAAACACAGUCUUCCUCUGAAGAGGACGAGACAAAGGAGGUGGACUCUGCCUCUGAUGACAGCCAAGAUCUAGAGUACAUACCACCAAUUUGUCUAAGGGCUGGGGGUGCACAGAAACAACCAUUUUGUGUUGACACAUUGCCACAGAUAACAUUGCCAACUUCUGGAAGAAAGACACUGAAGGGAUCAUUAAUGGAUUAA